UCUGCUGUUCACACUGCCUUACCCGUCCAAAGUCUUACCCUACCUCCAUCUGUUUUACGCUCCUCUUGCUUCAGCAUUCCUUGCUGCCUCGUGUGGCUGUCUGCUACUGCUCUUCCACUCUUCACGUCAUUGCCGUACGCGCGGCCUCAGGGGCCAUUGUACUCACAUGGUGCAUCUCUCCUUCAAAGCAGCUGCCCUGCCCGAUCAAUCUGCCCGGCCGUAGAUAUCACAGCCAGUUGUGACUGCUAUUAGUCCAGUUCAGCACAGCGAACUAUCACCCACUCUAUCGCCCAGCAUGGAUGGCCAUACCAGCGAGCGGUCAUCCUACUCUUUCGAAGAGAACAUGGGUCUCUUGGCGGAAAAGUCCAUGUCGGACACGGACAGCGAAACUGGUGGUUCCGUCGAUGUCGAGACUGACCUAAAAACACCCCGAUGGGGUCUCCCUGCCACUACAGCACCCUUGGCCUACCUCCGCUCUAUUCACUGGCGACUGAUCCUCGUCCGCCUUGCUGUCUCUCUUCUCCCAAUCUUCCUCCAGGGGCGACACGCCCGCGAGCAAUUCCGAACCGCCAAGCUGCACCCGACAGCAUAUCUCGACGGCAUCCGCGGUCUCGCGGCGCUCUUUGUCUACUUCUGCCACUACUCGUACCAGGCCUUCACCGUCGCCGAGGGCUGGGGCUGCGAUGUGACAAACUACAACCUUCUCAAGCUGCCCUUUCUCCGCCUCUGGUAUCAAGGCCCGGCAGCUGUGUGCGUGUUCUUCGUCAUCAGUGGCUAUGCGCUCUCCUAUCGACCCCUGAAGCUCAUUCGAAGCCACGACAUGUCUGGCUUGGCGAGUACAAUGGGCUCGCUGACCUUUCGGCGCUGGUUUCGCCUCUUCAUACCGCCCAUAAUAUCGACAUUCAUGGUUCUUCUGCUGGUACAAGCAGGGGCGUACGAUGCAACGCACGACUUUGCCUCGAGUUCGUACUACAACAAGAACGUCCUUGAGCCUCAUCCCGAGCGGUGGGCCAGUGCGUAUGAGCAGUUUUGGGAUUGGGCAUGGAACAUGUUCCAAUUCAUCCACGUCUGGGAUUGGACGGCCCAUGGUGGGAGCACAGGCUAUGAUGUUCACCUGUGGACGAUUUCGGUCGAGUAUCGCUGCUCCAUGUUCCUAUUCCUGGUCAUCUUUGCCACGAGCCAGUUACGGACCCUCUACCGCUUCGCCACAGUGCUGACCGUAACGUGGUAUACGUACCGGAAUUCGAGAUGGGAAUUGGUGCUCUUUUUGUGCGGUAUGCUUAUUGCCGAAGUUGAUCUGAUCCGAGGGGCGCAUGGCCAAGUACCUCUUCUGCCGCAGGAGGAACGACAGCCAGUCAAAACGUACCCCGAAAUCAAGACUGCCAUCUGGUCUGCCUUAGGGAUACUCAGUCUGUAUCUGCUUUGCCAGCCCGACUCGCGGGGUGAGAUUACCCCAGGAUGGAUAUGGAUGACAGCACAGAUCCCUGAGUGGUGGGGAGCGGACAAGUACCGAUACUGGCAGAGCGCCGGUGCCGUCCUCUUCAUCCUAGCCGUGUCUCAGCUACCUCCGUGGCAGAAGUUAUUCAACACGGCCGUCGUGCAGUACUUUGGCAAGAUCUCCUACGCCAUCUACCUCGUCCACGGGCCGGCCAUGCAUGUGAUCGGCUAUCGCUGGGAGGCGUGGGUGUAUGGUUGGACGGGCACCUAUGGAAAUUGGUACAACGUUGGCUUUGCCUUGGGGGCAUCUUUGUGCGUACCCACGGUCAUUUGGUGCGCGGACAUCUUUUGGCGUCUCGUCGACAUUCCGACAGUUCGCUUUGCAAAGUGGUUGGAAAGCAAGCUGGCGGACAAGUCGGGCUGAAGAUGAUGAUAAUUAAUGAGCGGAAGAGGGGUUUCUCUGGAGUUUGCUUGAGGUUCAGGGGCUAUAUGUUAUUGUCGAACUCUUCGACGGCACUUGCUCCCCAUAUACGAUGAACGGCCUUG
Emericellopsis atlantica is the source of this 1983-nucleotide messenger RNA. Its product is annotated as acyltransferase family-domain-containing protein. Bases 296 to 1861 code for a protein of 521 amino acids. Lineage: Eukaryota; Fungi; Ascomycota; Sordariomycetes; Hypocreales; Bionectriaceae. Gene Ontology annotation, biological process: polysaccharide biosynthetic process. Gene Ontology annotation, cellular component: membrane. The transcript is spliced from 2 exons. Gene Ontology annotation, molecular function: acyltransferase activity, transferring groups other than amino-acyl groups. The record is from RefSeq and is a predicted model, not a curated record.